GACCGAGGCUAUCUUGAGUGCAGCUAUCCAUCAGCUGGAUAUUCAAGAAAGUGAUACAUUUAUCUGCCUGAUUGACAACCAACAGUACAGUGUGCGGUUACCUCGAAGACUCAACACAGCUAUCUCUCACUUCACUAAACUGCUAAGUAACCACAGACACAAGGUGCCCUACCACGUUCUACUGAAUUUCUACUGCCCAGUGUCUGCGGAGUGUCCAGGCAACCAUGGCGAUGAAGACACAACUUCUGUGCUUCGAAAUCUGGUGUCCGAACACUUGUCACAUGAUCAGGUGUUGGGUUUCCUUAAGAGCGUAUUGAAACGUUUGGUCCCAUUGGAGCUGUGGGGGUCAAAGUACAACAGGAGGAUGUUCUACUAUCACCUGCGGAAGUUCCUUCAGCUUCGGAGGAGAGAAACACUGUCUGUGAAGCAGAUGUGUGAAGGAGUUAAGUUUGCUCACUGUGAUUGGCUGAAGCUCCACCCACCCAAGCACAAAGGAAGACCACACCCACCACAGAGACGUCUCUUUGAACGUCUUAUUCACUGGCUGAUGACAGGUGUCAUAAUCAGGACACUCAAGGCUUUCUUCUACGUGACCGAACAUUCUGAGCAUCAGAACUGCCUCUUCUACUACAGAAAAAAGGUGUGGUCUCGUAUCCAAGAGCUGGCUGUUCGUAUCAUCCCCUACCAGCAGAUCCCACUGGAAGAGGUACAGCAUCACGUUCACUUCGGGCACACUCUUGGAAUAUCAAAGCUACGAUUCCUUCCAAAAACGAAAGGGGUGAGACCGAUUGUCAACUUCCGGUCCAAGAUCAACUUAUCAGGUCACCCCCAGCUGUUAUCUAUCAACGAUCAGCUGAGGGACGUCUUCCAUGUGCUUAACUAUGAGAAGAACACACGGCCCGAGAUCAUUGCCAGCUCUUGUUUUGGGCUGCAUGAGGUUUUCGUAAAACUGAAGAGAUUCUCAACCGAACAAAAGAAAGUUGAUACACCAACCAAAGAGCCGUUGCUGUUUGUUCGAGUCGAUAUCUCCAGUUGCUAUGACUCGAUGGUUCCAAAGAAAGCUCUUGAGAUUGUCUCUAAAGAUGUCUUGUCUCAGAGAUCGUAUCUGAUUCGCUGCUUUGCUAAGCUGUUCAUAUCCAGGGAACGGGUUCAGCGAUUGUUCUUGAGAGCAGCUACUGCAAAAGUGAAUUCUCCUUCAUUCUUCAAAUUUGCGAAGCAGCAGGCAAAGAAUCACUCGAACUGCAUCUUUGUUGAUAAGAGUCUCUGCAUUGAAAUCAAAAAGGAGAAAGUGAAAUCGCUGCUGCAAAAACAUCUGUUUGGGAACCUGGUCAAGCUCGGCAACGACUACUACAAGCAAGUACAGGGAAUUGCCCACGGAGCUAAACUGUCAACUCUGUUAUGCGGGUUCUAUUACGCUGAUAUGGAACAGAACUGUGUUCUCCCAACUGUCGACCCAAGCAAAGGACUUCUUAUGAGGUAUGUCGACGACUUUCUUCUCAUCACUCGAGAAGUAGGUGUGGCCAGGGAAUUCCUGACAACCAUGCAGAGGGGCGUGGCAGAGUACAACUGCACCAUCAACCCCGCCAAAACAGUCACCAACUUCAAACUGGGCAAAGAUGAAGAGAUUGAGUAUCUGGAAAAUGUCGAGUGGGUUAAAUGGUGCGGUCUCUUGUUAAACACGAAGACACUGGACGUAAUGGCCGACUUCUCAAUAUACACCUCCAAGAACAUUCGUGACAACAUGACCAUUGCACUGCAUAGCAAACACUUCAGCUACCUGCGGCAUUUCAGUAGAAGAAUAAUCAGGCUGAAGUGCAUGCCUGUGCUGUUGGACGCUCAGGUUGUGACAAACAAAACUGCAGUGGUCAAUAUCUACCAAGGCUUCCUCAUCGCCAGCUACAAGUACCUCACUGUGCUACUGAGCAUGCCCAAUGGCAACAAAAUGGCAUACCCUUGUAAGCGUGGUGGCUUCACUCGGAAAGACUUUCUCUUCUUCUUCAAGACAGCUGUUAAGAUGUUUGCAUAUUUCUGGCAGUUAGCACAGAACAGAGGAGUGAGUAACCCGUUCCUAAAUGAGAGUGUGUGUGUGUGGCUUGGUUGCCAUGCUUUCAAGAAAGUGCUGAUUCAGCAUCAACCCCACAAGAAGCUAUUUCUUAUUCAUCUUCUCGCACAAAAACUAGAGUCUCUCUCCAACAGACUGGUAAGGAUACACUGUGCAUGGCCUAUACUACUAAAUAUGCCUCGGUGCGCAUGCGCAAGCGAGGUAUACGGUAGUGUGUGUGUGUGUGUGUGUGUGUACUGCUACAGCUGCUCAAGGAUCAAUGAAGUGCAAGUAAGAGUUUCUAUAGGCUUCUAGUCGUGUUUUCUGAUUUUAAUUCGUAGAUUUGCAAAAUAAUGCUUCGUUCUUCGCCUAGUUGUGCUACUUGGAAUGCCAUUGCAGCCUUUUUAGAAGAGUGCAUAAAAAAACUUGUCCAUGGAGUGUUGCUACUCUACUUAGUAGUUAGCUCUGCACUAAAAUGCUAGCUAUUAGUAAGCUAGACUUAAACUUUUGGCAUCAAUCGUUUUUAACUACAAUCAUGGUCGAUCAUUACCCACUCUUUGAGUUUCUUUGUGAUUCUGCCUGAAUGCAGCAAAAUUUAUGCAAAAAUGUUCAUCAUGAUAUAAUGUGUAUUAUCUUUUGUUAUGUACCUUUGACACCUCCACCGAGGCACCAGCACCCGUGCAUGGUACGUGCUUUCAUUAAUUAAUUUUUUGUGCAUAAUUUUUAUUAAUAAUUUAUCGC
Messenger RNA from Halichondria panicea, 2782 nucleotides. Its product is annotated as telomerase reverse transcriptase-like. Lineage: Eukaryota; Metazoa; Porifera; Demospongiae; Suberitida; Halichondriidae. Gene Ontology annotation, cellular component: telomerase catalytic core complex. Gene Ontology annotation, molecular function: telomerase RNA binding; telomeric repeat DNA binding. Bases 365 to 2356 code for a protein of 663 amino acids. The transcript is spliced from 22 exons. Gene Ontology annotation, biological process: telomere maintenance via telomerase. The record is from RefSeq and is a predicted model, not a curated record.